This is a messenger RNA of Anthonomus grandis grandis, 904 nucleotides long. It is a transcript of the gene Prosalpha2, whose product is annotated as proteasome subunit alpha type-2. Lineage: Eukaryota; Metazoa; Arthropoda; Insecta; Coleoptera; Curculionidae. The record is from RefSeq and is a predicted model, not a curated record. The coding region runs from base 99 to 803 and encodes 234 amino acids. Gene Ontology annotation, cellular component: proteasome core complex, alpha-subunit complex; proteasome core complex. Gene Ontology annotation, biological process: ubiquitin-dependent protein catabolic process. The transcript has 5 exons.
AAAUGUCAAAGUUCAUGAUUGGCAUGUUUCUGUUUGACUGCAAAAAAUAGCUGAUCCUUCUUGUUUAUUAAUUAGAAUUAUUCAACUUGCAAGUAAUCAUGGCUUCGGAGCGGUAUAGUUUCUCGCUCACCACAUUUAGCCCCUCUGGAAAACUGGUUCAAAUUGAAUAUGCUUUAGCAGCAGUAAGUGCGGGUGCCCCAUCUGUAGGAAUAAAGGCAUCCAAUGGUGUUGUAAUUGCUACUGAAAACAAGCACAAAUCAAUCCUUUAUGAUGAGCACAGUGUCCAUAAAGUUGAAAUGAUUACUCAGCACAUAGGUAUGGUUUAUUCUGGAAUGGGACCAGAUUACAGGUUGUUAGUCAAGCAAGCCCGUAAAAUGGCACAGCAGUAUUAUCUGGUUUACCAUGAGCCUAUUCCUACUGUGCAGUUGGUACAGAGAGUUGCUGCAAUUAUGCAAGAAUAUACACAAUCAGGAGGUGUGAGGCCAUUUGGAGUUUCUCUGUUAAUUUGUGGAUGGGAUAGUGAUAGGCCUUAUCUUUUCCAAUGUGAUCCUUCUGGAGCUUACUUUGCCUGGAAAGCAACUGCUAUGGGCAAGAAUUAUGUCAAUGGAAAAAUGUUUUUGGAAAAAAGAUAUAGUGAAGAUCUAGAGCUGGAUGACGCCGUACACACAGCCAUUCUAACUUUAAAGGAAAGCUUCGAGGGUCAAAUGACUGCUGACAACAUAGAAGUUGGAAUAUGUGACCCGACCGGUUUUAGGAGACUAGAACCUUCUCACGUUAAAGACUACCUAGCCAAUAUUCCAUAAGUUCAUAUAGAUAUUAUCGUAUUCUUUUAAAUUAAGGGUUUAAAUUAAUACGCGAUUGUGCAGUUUAUACUUUUUAAUUACAUGCCUGGUUUAAAUUUAAA